ACGGGCGCCUCAGGGCUUUUAUAUAGUAAAAGUCAUUGUAGUGAAUGUGAGAAAGAGAAAUUUUUGGCGGCAAAAGUUAGAGUUAAAGUUUAAAGUGAUGGAAUUAUUCAAGUAAAUACCAUCAAAUGUCUGAGUGAAAUGGAAUAGCAGAAAAGUAAAAACAAAAAAAAUAAAAUAUAAUUCAAAGCAAAAUUAAUAUUAAAAAAAAAAAAUUAUAAAAAAUAUAAAAUUAUAAACCCGAGCAAUCACUCAUCCUGGAAAGCUGUUCAGCUGAAGUUUCGGUAUAACAAAAGAAAAUAUUUAAAUCUAAAAUUUCUUAAGUCAAAUAAGCCGUACAUCAACAGCUAAGAAAUUAACAUAAGAGAGCAUGGCAUAACAAAACAUAAUCAAAUAAAAAACCAACAACAUAAAACGAAAAUUUCUUAACGUUUAAGUCAAAUAAAAAGCUGGGAAAUUAACAUAGCAUAACAAAAUAUAACAUAACAAUAAAAUUUCUAAACGAGUAGGUCAAAUAAUCGUACAUCGUAAAAUAGAAAAUUAACUUAACAUAACAUAACAUAGCAUUACAAAACAUAAAGAAAACAACGUGAAACUAUAAUUUCUUAACGACUAAGUCAAAUAAUCCUACAUAACAAAACUUUAACAUAAUACCACCACAAAACGAAAAUUUCUUAACGGAUAAGUCAAUAACCGAACAUCAGAAGCUAGGAAAUUGACAUAACAUAACACAGUAUAACAAAACCUAACAUAAGGAAAUGUAACGUAACAGAACAUAAAAUACCAUAGCCUAACAUCUAAUAAUAUAAAGAAACUUAGCAUAACAUAUGACGACAUACAUACAUGACUUACUAAAUUAAAAUAAAGCCAAUACAAGAAAUAAAAACAUGACAGCAAGAAAAGGCGUGCUUUUUUAUAUUUCUUUUGCUAUAGUGUACUCUUGAUUUAUUGCACGAAAAUCAAAUAUAAUAUAUAUAUGGAAAAAGCCACAUGUUCUAUAUGAUAUGUUAUAAGAAAAACUAUGAACAAAUAUACUUAAGUAAUACAAAAAUUCUUUCAUUUUUUCGUGAAGAGAGUAAAGCAUCUAACAGUGAAUAAAACCUAACAUGCCGUAAAACUUAGGGUAACAUAACAAACAUAGCAAACAUAACAAACAUAUUAAACAUAAUAAUCAUAAGAAACAUAAUAAAGCCAACAAUCAUAGCAGAACAUAAAAAACAAUUUACUGUUUUUCUUAUAUAUAUAUAAUAUAUAUUUUAUUCAAUGAUCAUAAAGCAACAUUAGUGUUAAAUACAAUAACUGUGUCGCAAAAGAUAAAACGUCUCAAUUUCGAAAACAUCUAAACACAAAUUGCCAACGCUAAUCUUUGUUUUUUUUUUGUGUAAUUUGUGAAAAUUUGGCAAACAUUUGGUCGCUUUUAUUGUCGUUCUUUUAUAGUCGACAAAUGAAAUGCCCAUAAAUAUGGGCAAAUGAAUAAAUGAAAACCACAAAAGAAUUAUACCAAGCAACAGCCACUCAUCCAUCGUUCAACUGAACUGCACAAAACCUCAUCCCAGCACUUGGAAUUGGAGUUAUGCUUUUAUCCCCCACUUUGCGGCGAAGUGAAUGUAAACAGAGACGUUGCAUGCAUAAAUUGAAAAGAAAAGUUUUUUUAUCGGAAUUUUUCAACGCAUAAAGAGGAUAACAAAGGGCAAAUGAACAGCAGCAGCAACAACAACAGCAGGCAUCCCAAUUGAGGACACAUUUGGCCAAUUAAGUGAAAGCGCUGAGCCAAACAUAAAUAAUCACACAUCCAUUCACUGUGGUGAGGUGAGGUGCUGAGGGCAGCAGGCAAAACGAUUGUGCUGAACGAACGUUUAGCGGUUGACUAACGGCAUUUGCAAAAGCAAACAGAAAAAGAAAACAUUUACAACAAUGGCCUUCCUCUUCGAGCCAUUUCAAUCCAAUAAUCAAUAUCUGCGUGAAUUUCUGUCGCAUCUUUAUCUCAACUGCUUGGUUCGCUAUCAGAAUGAGACCGGUUUGGCAGCAAAUGAUACGGAUGAGGAAGCCAACGUCAUUGGCGCACCAGGUUACCUCGAAGACGCCAUACUCAGCGAGGGCACCAUCGACUUGGCGAAUGUGGACGAAGCGAAAGUGGAGCAAAAGGAGCUAUUCGCCUACAUCUCCAGGCAUAAUUUAAAGCCAACAGCAAGCAAUGUAAACGAGACGCAUAGCAGUAAUUCCACUACACAUUUCUCCUCAACAUCUUCUUCGGCCACCCACACACCUUCUUCCACUUCCAGCGCACAGCUCCGCUUUUGCCCUCUGAGUUUCGAUGGCUAUCUCUGUUGGCCGCGUACACCCGCCGGCACUGUGCUCAGUCAAUAUUGUCCAGAUUUUGUGGAAGGUUUCAAUCGAAAAUUUCUGGCGCAUAAAACCUGCUUGGAGAACGGCACCUGGUACCAUCAUCCAGUCAGCGGCCGCGAGUGGUCCAAUUAUACCAACUGUAUUGAUUAUGACGACUUGGAGUUCCGCAGAUUUGUAAACGAGCUGUACGUGAAAGGAUAUGGGGUCUCCUUAAUCUCCUUAAUGCUCUCACUUAUCAUCUUUCUUGGCUUUAAAUCCUUACGUUGCACCCGCAUACGCAUACACGUGCAUUUGUUUGCCUCCCUGGCAUUCACUUGCAUCGCCUGGAUACUCUGGUAUAAAUUGGUGGUCGAGCAACCGGACUUAAUAGGAAAUAAUCCGCCCUGGUGUAUUCUGCUACAUUUGGUCGUACACUAUUUUAUGCUGGUGAAUUACUUCUGGAUGUUUUGUGAGGGGCUCCAUUUGCAUCUGGUACUUGUAGUGGUUUUCGUUAAGGACACCAUAGUGAUGCGUUGGUUCAAACUGUUUGCCUGGAUGUCACCACUACUCUUUCUGUUGGCCUAUGGUUUGGCACGAUUUUUUCACACUGACGAUAAUUUACACUGUUGGAUGGACGACAGUUUCCUGCUCUGGAUCUUAUCUGUGCCCAUCUGCGCAUCGCUAUUGGCCAGUUUCGUUUUCCUCGUCAACGUUUUACGGGUUAUUGUGCGUAAAUUGCAUCCACAGUCAGCACAGCCAGCACCGUUGGCCAUAAGGAAAGCCGUGCGGGCUACCAUAAUACUGAUCCCACUUUUUGGCCUGCAGCACUCUCUGCUACCCUAUCGGCCAGAUAGCGGCACGCCAUUGGAACGUUUCUAUCAAAUACUUUCCGUGAUCUUAGUGAGCCUACAAGGAUUUGUCGUUUCGUUUCUCUUCUGCUUUGCCAAUCAUGAUGUCACAUUCGCCAUACGCAGCCUAUUGAAUCGUUUAAUGCCAGGAUUGGUGUCCCCACCACCACCGGGAACGCAUACUGGACAAAUGGCUACGACAACGCCAAGUCGUGAGUUGGGAGUGUAAGUUUCACCUGGUGAUAUGGCAGUGCCAGGAGAAGAAAAGUAGAAGAAAGCAAAGGAAAGAAUAAAUGAAGAGAAGGCUGAAAAGGAAGUUACAAGGAUGCUUCAAGAGCAAACAGGUGGAAGAAAGCAAAUGAAAGUGUAGAAGAAUAAAGUAUGAAAAGAAGAAGGGAAAGUUGAGAAUGCACUGAAAAUAGUGCUUAACAACCGGCUGCUGUAGAAGUAGAAGCAGGAGAAGACAGAGCAGCAUUCAGCUCUGUCAAGUAGAAGGCGGAAAGUAUGUGGAAGGCACACAUUCAUGUACACUUGAGCUUACAUAAUUAAGACACUUUAUCUUUGUGAAUUAUUUGUAAUACAAAAAUGUGUUUCAUUGUGCAAUAAAAACAUUGUAUACAAAAAAAUUCUGAGAAAUCGGCGUGAUUUUUGAGCGACUACAAAUUCAAACUUCGUUAUACUAAAAUUAAAUGGGCUAUAAAACUGCAUACCCAGAGGUUCUAUAGAGAUUCUGAAUAAAAGUUGAAGACCUUGUGAUAUUUUCUCAAUUUUUGUGAAUUUCGUAUACAGUUUGGAACUUUUAUUUACGGGGUUUUUAUUUUAGAAUGAAUUAAAUUUUCAUAAAAAAUGUAUAAGAAAAAAAAUUACAAAAAAAAAAAUUAUAAAAAAAAUGUAUCAUGGAAAAUAUUUAUUGUAAGAAGAUAAAGUGACCUAAUCACAUAAGCGCAAGUGCAUACGUACAUAAACAAAAGUACAAGGAAAAAUUUAGUCUUUGUAUAUUGACAGUCAUGGACUCAAAGCCCCAGCUACACAUUUAUGAAUUUGUACUCCAUGGUAAUUUUUUGAUAAAGAAGCAUUUUUUUCAUUUUUUUUAAUUUUUUUUUUAAAUACUAUACAUUUUACUUCAUUUUUUUUGCUUACUAUUACGAUUUAUCUUUCAAAGUAUAU
Molecule: messenger RNA, 4337 nt
Organism: Anastrepha ludens (Mexican fruit fly)
Lineage: Eukaryota; Metazoa; Arthropoda; Insecta; Diptera; Tephritidae
Gene: hec
Product: calcitonin gene-related peptide type 1 receptor
Exons: 11
Coding region: 1912-3399 (495 amino acids)
Biological process (GO): adenylate cyclase-modulating G protein-coupled receptor signaling pathway; cell surface receptor signaling pathway
Cellular component (GO): plasma membrane
Molecular function (GO): calcitonin receptor activity
Source: RefSeq, a predicted model, not a curated record